Messenger RNA from Vespa velutina, 1769 nucleotides. It is a transcript of the gene Lipt2, whose product is annotated as putative lipoyltransferase 2, mitochondrial. Lineage: Eukaryota; Metazoa; Arthropoda; Insecta; Hymenoptera; Vespidae. Gene Ontology annotation, molecular function: lipoyl(octanoyl) transferase activity. The transcript has a single exon. Gene Ontology annotation, cellular component: mitochondrion. The record is from RefSeq and is a predicted model, not a curated record. Gene Ontology annotation, biological process: protein lipoylation. The coding region runs from base 1 to 708 and encodes 235 amino acids.
AUGCAAACUAAUAUUGUUAAAGUAUUACGAAUAGGAAAAUUGAGAUAUGGUCCUAGUGUAAAACUUCAAAAAAUACUUUCCGAUUUACAUUUUAAGCAAUUAAAUAAUGAAACGUGUAAUACAUUAUUACUUGUUGAACAUGAUCCAGUAUACACUAUAGGAAUUCGGAAUAAAAACUAUACAGAAGAAGAUGAAAAGAAGUUAAGAAAUCUUGGUGCAGAAUUUUUUAAAACAGAUAGAGGUGGUCUUAUAACGUUUCAUGGACCAGGACAAUUAGUAGCAUAUCCUAUUUUAAAUUUAAAACAAUUUAAACCUAGCAUUAAGUGGUAUGUUUGUCAGAUAGAACAAAUGAUUAUACGCCUGUGUGCUGAAUUUGAUAUAUUAGGAACAACUUCUCCAGAUACAGGAGUUUGGGUUAAUGACAAGAAAAUUUGUGCGAUUGGUAUUCAUGGUAGUCGCUACAUUACUACACAUGGUUUAGCUUUGAAUUGUAAUACUGAUUUAACAUGGUUUGAUCAUAUUGUACCGUGUGGCAUCGAAGGUAAAGGAGUUACUAGCAUUAGUAAAGAACUUAAUAUAAAUAUAACAAUCGAAGAUGUAUUACCUACAUUUCAAAAUGUAUUUCAAGAAAUGUUUCAAUGUUCUUUAGUUCAAUAUCCAACUAAUGAAGCGUCAGAGUUACUUCGAAAUAUACAAAAUUCUAUAUAAUUUAUAAAAAAAUACAUCAAAAAUUGUUCUCAUAUAAUGCCUAAUUGAUCAAGUAUAAAUAACAAAUUGUAUUUAAAUUUCUUUUUAUCUUAAAAACACAAUAUAUUUACAAUAUUUAAUAAAUUACAUUUUUUAUGAAAUUUACAAGAAAUUUGCAUUUAAAAGUAAAUAUCUUAUCAAUCAUGAUAUAUCAUAAACAAAUUUAAUCACUUAUUAAAUGUGCCUUACUAUAUUAGUCAUGAUGAUCUAACAGAAAUGAAUAUUGAAAUAACAAAUAUUUCAAGAUCAUACACAUAAUGUAUGUUAAUCAUAAAUGUUGAUAUAUUAACAAAUCUUAUACAAUAGAUGCAGCCCUGCACAAUAACAACAAUAUUGUUUAAUUUGUUGUAAAUUUUUAAAUAUAACAUAUUUUAAAUUAAUAUUUUUAAUUAAUUACUAAUAGUAACACAAGAUAUGUUCAAUUGGUAAAAUGACUAGAUUAUUCAAGCCUCAUUAUGUCAUGUAUGUAUGUGCAAAAUAUCAAUACAAGAAAAAACAUUUAGAAUUUUAAGCAAGAAUUAGUAAAUUGUGCAAGAACAAAUAUAUUGUAUUAUUCUGUUAAAACAUGAAGAUACCUUUGAUGAUACAACUCUCCUGUCAAUGCACCUAUUACAACUACAGCAUUAUGUAGUGAAUUAGCAGAAUCUCUAAUUAAUCUGAUCGAUCGUUCUACGUCAUUUUUAAGUUCUAUAUAUUGCUUGUUAACUAAAAGACCUUCUAGACUUUGCAUAGCUUUUAUGGCCUCUACACUAGGUCGAAUUUCUGCAGUAUCUGGAUCAGGUGAUCUUGAUGGUGCCACGCCAGGGGAAUGAGAAGUAAAUCUUACUAUUUGAUGUUCACAUUUCGAUUCUGGAAGUUGUGCUAAACAAUAUACGCCAAUUGCACGACUUAAAAACUUACACCUGUACAACAAAAAUUGUAAAUUAAUAUAUUAAUGAAUGAAUUAAAUAUUUUUUUUAUAAAAAACAUCUGUAAAUAUUAAUCUCCAUUCAACAAAAUAUAAAUUAUUAAUAAAAUUUAUG